Gossypium raimondii (Peruvian cotton) is the source of this 1071-nucleotide messenger RNA. Its product is annotated as zingipain-2. Gene Ontology annotation, molecular function: cysteine-type endopeptidase activity. The transcript has 2 exons. Gene Ontology annotation, cellular component: lysosome. The record is from RefSeq and is a predicted model, not a curated record. The coding region runs from base 3 to 1025 and encodes 340 amino acids. Lineage: Eukaryota; Viridiplantae; Streptophyta; Magnoliopsida; Malvales; Malvaceae.
CGAUGAUGAGUUUAAUCCAUGGCGUUUUGUCUUUAAUUUUUUGGACAUUUACAUUAUCUCUUGUCAUGUCUCAAACAAUUAAUGAAAGCGCCAUUGUUGACAAACAUGAGCAAUGGAUAGUUGAUUACGGUCGAAAAUAUGAGAGCAAAUUAGAGAAGGAAAAACGUCUUAAUAUAUUCAAGGACAACUUGAAAUAUAUUGAGAGUUUUAACAAUGACAAAAAUAAAAGUUUUAAGUUAAGUCUCAAUAAAUUUGCAGAUCUGACGCAUGAUGAAUUUAUUGUAGCUCACACUGGAUACAAGAUGGGGGACAAUUCCACUAUGUCCCAAUCAACAUCAUUUAUGUAUGAAAGCUUCUCAGAUGUUCCAACGAGCAUCGAUUGGAGGGCGAAAGGUGCCGUCACUCCCAUUAAGUCUCAGGGUACCUGUGGAUGUUGUUGGGCCUUUUCAGCAGUGGCAGCCGUUGAAGGGAUAAUCCAAAUCAAAACUGGUAAAUUAAUCUCAUUAUCUGAGCAACAACUGUUGGAUUGCAGCACAAAUGGAGGAAACCAAGGUUGUAGUGGAGGAUGGAUGAUGAAUGCUUUUGAAUACAUCACCCAAAACCAAGGAAUAACCACCGAAGAAAGCUACCCAUAUCAACAAAUGCAAGAAACUUGCGACGCACAGAUAAACAAAGUUGCCACCAUCAAUGGCUAUCAAAUGGUGCCUACAAACGACGAACAAGCGUUGCUUAAGGUCGUCGCAAAUCAACCUGUCUCGGUUGCAAUCGAAGGCUAUGGAGAAGACUUUCGGUAUUACAGAGGUGGGGUGUAUACCGGAGAUUGUGGCAAUGCCCUCAACCAUGCAGUCACCAUUGUUGGAUAUGGGACAAGUGAAGAAGGUUUAGACUAUUGGCUGGUUAAGAAUUCAUGGGGAGAAACUUGGGGUGAAAAUGGGUAUAUGAGGAUUCAAAGGAAUGUGAAUACGCAAGGUGGCUUAUGUGGUAUCGCCACGAAAGCUUCGUACAUUUCCAGUAUUAUAAGUUGAUAUAAUAGACAAUUUCUCUGCCAAUACAUGUACUACAUAAAAUUAG